Lathyrus oleraceus (garden pea) is the source of this 1274-nucleotide messenger RNA. RefSeq names its product protein sym-1. Gene Ontology annotation, cellular component: cytoplasm; membrane. The transcript has 8 exons. The record is from RefSeq and is a predicted model, not a curated record. The coding region runs from base 78 to 878 and encodes 266 amino acids. Lineage: Eukaryota; Viridiplantae; Streptophyta; Magnoliopsida; Fabales; Fabaceae.
AUUUUUUUUGAGUACAUAAACCCCUCUCCUCGAAGUUGAAAAAAAAUACAACAUUGUAAAACCCUCAGAAACCAAAAAUGAUGUCCGGUGCAUGUUGUGCACUAACCCACACCCCCCUUCUGUCACCCCCUUCCGUAACCGUUUUCCCUCAACCCACUCCUCUUCAAUUUCAACCACUCUCUUACCGCUCUCUACCUCCCUUCACCCAUUUGCGCCUCCGUCAUCCUCGCCUCUCCGCCCUCUCCAACGACGGUUCCGGCGGAACUGGUGGAACAGCCGGUAAUGGCGGCUCUGGAGGCUGGAAUUCCGGUGGAAACGAAUCCGAGGAAGAUGGAGGAGGAAAAUGGUCCUUCUUGUCAUGGUACAUGGCUCUUCUCGCAAAGUAUCCUGUUCCUGUUAAGGCCUUAACAUCUGCAAUUUUGACACUGAUUGGAGAUUUGAUUUGCCAGCUUGUGAUAGACAAAGUGCAGACACCGGACUGGAAGAGGACAUUCCUCUUUACACUGCUCGGUAUCGUGUUAGUUGGUCCAACACUGCAUUUCUGGUACUUGUAUCUGAGUCAAUUGGUUACACUUCCUGGAACAUCAGGUGCACUUUUGCGGCUUGUACUUGAUCAGUUCUUAUUUUCUCCCAUGUUCAUUGGAGUUUUCUUAGCUACAUUGGUGACGCUAGAGGGAAGACCAUCACAAGCUGUACCUAAGCUUAAACAGGAGUGGUUUUCUGCUGUUAUAGCAAAUUGGCAAUUAUGGAUACCUUUUCAAUUUCUCAACUUUAGAUUUGUCCCGCAACAAUUUCAGGUCCUUGCUUCGAAUGUUGUUGCUUUGGUGUGGAAUGUUAUUCUCUCAUUUAAAGCACACAAAGAAGUUGAUCCAAAAUAGGCUAGGAACUUGGGAGUAGUUGCAGUAGCUGUACUGUAUUCAAGUAUUUAUUUAUAUUAAAAAUGUUAUUGUUAUGGUAAUUUAGGUGAACAUAAAAACUAGGUGUUGUAUAAACUUGCAUGUAGGCUUGAAUGCUGGAAUUUAGGAACAUUAGGGUGAGGGUAAUUAUCAUUCCCAUUCUCUUUGCUAGAUGUGUGUUGCAUAAUCCGAGGGGGUGUGGAUAAGAGAAAUUUUUUCCCUUUUAAUUCCUUUGUUUCUUGCUGAUCUGGGCUAUGUUGGGCCUUGAUUUCUUUUUCUUCUUCUUCCUUUCUAGUUUUUAUUCAAAAAAAGAGAUUGAGAUGACUUUUAUUUUCUAAAGUGAAAUAAACAUUUUGGUGACGUAGAUUGUUCAGUACA